GUAUAUAAGGAAACCUGUUAGACUUAAAUCAGCCCGGCUGGUGUUUAAGCUGCCUAGAGAGACAAGUAAGCAAGCAGCCCACACCCUGCAAAGUGGGAGUGAUUGGUAGGCUGGACAGAGCACAGCUUCCUGAAUCAAACUGACUACAAAACCGUUCAGCUGGUCCUAAGAGAAACAACACAGACCAGGAACACACACACACAAGAACCCCUAUCAAGUUUUUACAACAGAACUUCUGGAAAAUAGAAUCAACUAGCACAAAAGAAUAAUGGAGGAAGAGAUAGCUGAUCAGCUUCCCUGGAUUUUGCUGAUGACACAGGAGAGCUUUGCCUGAAGAUGGAAACACUGGAGUCGGAACUGACCUGCCCUAUCUGUCUGGAGCUGUUUGAGGAUCCGCUGCUGCUGCCUUGCGCUCACAGCCUCUGCUUCAAUUGUGCGCAUCGCAUCUUGGUCUCCCACUGUGCCACCAACGAAUCAGUGGAAUCUAUCACCGCCUUCCAGUGCCCUACUUGUCGUUAUGUCAUCACCCUUAAUCAACGUGGUCUAGACGGACUCAAGCGCAACGUCACGCUGCAGAAUAUCAUCGACAGGUUUCAGAAAGCUUCGGUGAGCGGGCCCAAUUCUCCAAGUGAAACUCGCCGAGAGCGAGCUUUCGAUAGCAACAGCAUGUCCUCCAGUGAAAAAGUUCUCUGCCAGUUCUGUGACCAGGAUCCUGCUCAGGAAGCAGUAAAGACCUGUGUAACGUGUGAGGUUUCCUACUGUGAGGAGUGCUUAAAAGCAACUCACCCAAACAAGAAGCCAUUUACUGGCCACCGUUUGAUUGAACCUAUUCCCGACUCUCAUAUCAGAGGAUUAAUGUGUCUGGAGCACGAGGACGAGAAAGUUAACAUGUAUUGUGUGACUGAUGACCAGUUAAUCUGUGCCUUGUGUAAACUGGUUGGGAGGCAUCGUGAUCACCAGGUGGCAGCUCUCAGUGAACGCUAUGACAAAUUAAAGCAAAACUUGGAAAGUAAUCUCACCAACCUUAUCAAGAGAAAUACUGAACUGGAAACACUUUUGGCGAAAUUAAUUCAAACUUGCCAACAUGUGGAGGUGAAUGCGUCCCGACAAGAAACUAAGCUGAUGGAGGAAUGUGACCUGCUUAUUGAAAUAAUUCAACAAAGGCGUCAAAUUAUUGGAACCAAAAUCAAGGAAGGGAAGGUGGUGAGACUGAGGAAACUCGCCCAGCAGAUAGCUAAUUGCAAGCAGUGCAUUGAGCGCUCCACUUCUCUGAUCUCUCAAGCUGAGCAAUCUCUGAAGGAGAAUGAUCACGCACGCUUCUUGCAGUCUGCUAAAAACAUAACUGAAAGAGUCGCCAUGGCAACAGCAUCUUCCCAGGUUCUAAUUCCUGAAAUUAAUCUCAAUGACACUUUUGACACCUUUGCGCUAGAUUUUACCAGAGAGAAGAAACUACUGGAAUGCCUUGAUUAUCUUACAGCUCCAAAUCCCCCAACCAUUAGAGAAGAGCUUUGUACAGCUUCUUAUGACACAAUCACAGUCCACUGGACAUCAGAUGAUGAAUUCAGUGUGGUCUCCUAUGAGUUGCAGUAUACCAUUUUCACUGGGCAAGCUAAUGUAGUUAGUCUGUGUAAUUCGGCUGACAGCUGGAUGAUUGUUCCUAAUAUCAAGCAAAACCACUACACGGUGCAUGGCCUGCAGAGUGGCACCAAGUACAUAUUUGUUGUGAAGGCCAUUAAUCAGGCUGGCAGCCGAAACAGUGAGCCAGGAAAGCUGAAGACAAACAGCCAGCCAUUUAAACUGGAUCCCAAGUCUGCCCACAGGAAGCUGAAAGUAUCUCAUGACAACUUGACAGUGGAGCGUGACGAAACCUCUUCUAAAAAGAGCCACACACCUGAGCGCUUUACCAGCCAAGGCAGCUACGGGGUAGCGGGCAAUGUAUUUAUUGACAGUGGACGGCAUUACUGGGAAGUGGUUAUCAGCGGGAGCACAUGGUAUGCCAUUGGCAUUUCUUAUAAGUCGGCGCCAAAACACGAAUGGAUCGGGAAGAAUUCUGCCUCGUGGGUUCUUUGCCGCUGUAAUAAUACGUGGGUAGUGAGACAUAACAGCAAAGAAAUUCAGAUAGAGCCUGCACCCCACCUUCGCCGUGUUGGAAUUUUGUUGGACUAUGACAAUGGUUCCUUGGCCUUUUAUGAUGCUUUGAACUCCCUGCAUCUUUACACGUUUGACAUUACAUUUGCACAGCCUGUGUGCCCAACGUUCACUGUCUGGAAUAAGUGUUUGACAAUAAUAACGGGGCUUCCCAUCCCAGACCACUUAGAUUCCACUGAGCAUAUGCCAUGAUUGUUGCUCAACAGAGAUGGAUGAUGAAUGUCCAGUAUCCCUCAUGUAUACUUCCCACCGAAUUUUGACUGGGGAAAAAAUAUUAACAGAAACGCAUUUCAUACAAAAGCGACCCUAAAUGCUUCAAGCCAGGACUGAGAAUAAUGGGAUGACCUCGUCAGUCUUUACUGUUUCUUUUGUAUUAAAAACAAGAUAAGGCUUUAAUAAUUUCUCAGAAUGCUUUUGUAUUUAGUCUCUUUCCUGAAAAUUUAUAAAUUAUUUAUAUAUUAAAAAAAGAAAGAAAAGGAACCCUAAUUUGGAUAUUUGCAUUUGGGCACCUCAUAAGAAUGACUUGGUUUUGCACAUUAAGGGCUCUGUCACAAAGAUUUUAUUAGCUGUUCCCCGUAUUUUGAUUUUAUAAAAGAGAGAACAAGUUGGAAUUAUUUGAGAGGAAGGAUGCAAUACGAAUGGCUUCCGUUUUUGUUCCUACGGUACUUUCGAAAGUGCCGCUUUUAUGACAUGAAACACCUCUUCACUUGGAGCACAUUAACUUCUACAUCGAGAAAUGUCAGCAUUCUAAAUCAACCAGCAGUCAAAGUUAUGGAUCGCAAUUUCCUUUCCUACUGAUGUUUCACCUUUGUCACUUUUUAAGGAUAUGUACAUUUGAUUCUUUUUUGUCUCAGAUAACCAGGACAAUUGAGAGAGGUCUGGCUGCAUUUUAAGUAUAUAAAAAAAGUACCACUUGAAGGUCAAGUUCUGGUGGUACUGAUGUGGAUUCACAUCAUUUGAAAGGUACCAGGAGCACCCACAUAUGCUGUGCUGCAGAUGGGCUAUGUACACCUGAUUAAAAACUUAAAUGUGAGCAUUUUGUUUUAUUAUGUUAUAUAGUGUAUCAAUAAAAAUAGCAGAGGUAUCUGUUUGUAAACAGUGCCAGGAAA
Podarcis raffonei (Aeolian wall lizard) is the source of this 3257-nucleotide messenger RNA. It is a transcript of the gene MID1, whose product is annotated as midline 1. Lineage: Eukaryota; Metazoa; Chordata; Lepidosauria; Squamata; Lacertidae. The coding region runs from base 337 to 2340 and encodes 667 amino acids. Gene Ontology annotation, molecular function: zinc ion binding; protein binding. The record is from RefSeq and is a predicted model, not a curated record. The transcript is spliced from 10 exons.